AUGAGUACGGAUCGAGGAUACUAUUUUGUUAUUGUUGGACAUAAUGAUCAGCUGAUAUUUGAAAUGGAAUUUCCUGUGGUUGAUGCUAAAAAGCGAGUUGAUUCGGAUACACGUCACCUCAAUCAGUUCAUCGCUCAUGCUGCUUUGGAUAUUAUUGAUGAACAGAUGCUCACAAAUCCUCAGAUGUAUUUAAAGGUUGUGGAUAAGUUUAAUGAGUGGUACGUUUCUGCUUUUGUCACUGCAAGUCGUAUAAGAUUUGUUAUGCUGCACUGCCAGAAAAAUGAAGAUGGAAUUAAGCAAUUUUUCCAGCCUCUUGCCGUUUUAAUUGUUCGCGGCUGUGACAUACAUUUAUUGUUGAACAUUAUUUUCACGAUCCUGGCUUGGAUUCCUGGUGUUAUUCAUGCAAUCUAUGUUUGUUUCUAUUUUGAAUGUCCGCGUACGUCGGAUGUUUGA
This is a messenger RNA of Acanthocheilonema viteae, 453 nucleotides long. NCBI's taxonomy places the organism in Eukaryota, Metazoa, Nematoda, Chromadorea, Rhabditida, Onchocercidae. The record is from the annotation of a GenBank genome assembly.